UGAAAUGGGUUAUUUUUAUUUUCUAAAAAAGAUUAAAACUUUAUUGAUUUUUUUUCAAGGGACAAAAAUGACCAUGACCACAGAAAACAGAGCUUCUUCUUCAAUUUAAUCCUCAAAAAAAAAAAAAAAAUCCUCUGCAACUAGAGAGAGAAAGUGUAGAGAGAGAAAGUGGGUAUGCUUUUGAAUGAGGUUUAAGACAGUGUUUAGGUCUACCAACUGGUAGUUAGCUCUUCCUUAAACCCCAAAUAUUGUAGAUUUUUAGAGAGAGAAAGUAGAGAGAGAAAAAAAACAGAGGAGGUUACCAACAACUAUUAGCAGCAACAGCAACAACAACUACUCUCAAUCCCUUCAAAGUUUACAUCUUUUUGGUGCUAAAUUUCUUACUCUCACACGUGCCAAUGGUGAGAAUAGGAUUGAUUGUGAGAGAUUAUUAAUUAAAGAUUAAAUUUUUACCAAUUCAUUUCCUUUUGUUUAUUAAUCAAGAAAUAGAAGGUGGUUGUUACUGGUCCAUGAACUUUGAUCAUAUGACAUAUGAGGAUUUCUGCUGAUGUUCUACUGUUGGAAUUGUGCUUGUGUAUUGCAACUUUUUGAGUAAAAGUGAUAGGAAUCCUUCCCAAAAAUGGCCACUUAUUACCCCAGUUCUAGUGCUCAGCUUGAUGUCCUGUCAGCGCCGUAUGUCCGGGACCAAAAGUUUGCAUCAUACUCUGAGUCACCUCUUCUCCAUGGGAACAUGAUGAUGUAUCUUACAUCUUCUUCACCCGGUUCGUUCUCUGAGAUUUCGCCUGGUUCUUCAAUGAAUCCACAAAAUGGUGUUGAGAUGCCUGCCAUGAAUGGGAGAAAUGAGAUGAUGUUUAUCCCACCUACCGGGGAUUCGAUGUGUAUGCAGCCCAUGAGCGGGACACUUAACUCAGGAGGAGGUGAAAACGUCGGUAAUUCUAUGCCAGGGGAACUUCAAUUGACAUCUAGGAGUCAGAUAAAUAUGGUAGAUGGUGAGCAGAAUUUGCAAGGACUAUCGCUUAGCCUUAGCACACAGAUGUCAACCGCGGUUUCAACAUCUCAGUUUCAGCAGUAUCAGUAUUCCAAUCCAGGACUCUCCUCUGUCCUAAGCCCUCACCUUCCCUUUUCGGCUGAGAAUAAUGUUAGGCCAAUGGCCUGUAAGGUUGAUGAGGCUUCCCCAAACAAGGAUAUGAGAAAUUCUGACUUUUUUCCUUAUGAAUUGCAAGGAGAUGGACAUAAUAAUAUUAGGUUUGGGGCUCUGAACAAUCCUCAAUAUUCAAUGAACGCGAAAGCAAUGAAUUGUAAUCAAUAUCAGUAUGAGCAGGCUGGAAUGGCUAACACACUUGUGAAGUCUAAGUACCUUAAGGCUGCACAACAGUUGCUGGAUGAAGUAGUUAAUGUCAGGGAAGCUCUUAAGCGAUCUGAUUCUGGUAAAGAACAAAACACAAGCAAGGUAGAUGAAAGUUCCAAGGAGUCUAAAGGCGGAUCACAAGCCGCCUCAGAAGCUAAUGAGUCUGGAUCCACGGUGGAGCUAUCUCCUGCUGAGAGACAAGAAUUGCAGAACAAGUUGGAUAAGCUUCAUUCCAUGUUGGAUGAGGUAGACAGAAGAUACAAACAAUAUUGUCAACAGAUGCAACUCCUGGUGUCAUCUUUUGAUGUGGUAGCCGGGGUUGGGGCAGCCAAGCCUUACACAGCACUGGCCCUUAAAACAAUUUCUCGCCAUUUCCGAUGCCUGCGUGAUGCCAUAACUAACCAAAUUCAAGCAACCCGAAAAAGCCUUGGAGAGCAAGACAAUGGUCUUGGAGUAAUUCCUCGUCUUCGCUAUGUGGAUCAACAACUCAGGCAACAGAGAGCCCUUCAACAAUUUGGUAUGAUGCGCCAUGCAUGGAGGCCUCAGAGGGGACUUCCUGAAAGUGCUGUGACAAUUCUUCGUGCUUGGCUUUUUGAGCACUUCCUCCAUCCAUAUCCAAAGGAUUCGGAGAAGAUUAUGCUGGCUAGACAGACAGGAUUGACUAGAAGUCAGGUUGCAAAUUGGUUUAUCAAUGCACGUGUACGUCUUUGGAAGCCAAUGGUUGAGGAAAUGUACAAAGAAGAAUUCGGAGAAGCAGAAUUAUUGAAUUCAAAAUCUUCACCAGAAAACACGCCGAAAUUAGCAAGGGAGAAGUCUUGGGGAUCUGAAGACAGAAGAGAGGAAAUGCAAGAAAGCUCAACAUCAAUAGUCCACGAUGCUCAUGAUUCGAAGAUCAAUGUCAACCAAGGUAUUGGUGCUAAUAAUGACAAUCACGGGUUUUACAGUAAUAAUGGGAUUCUUUCCUCUCCGGACCCUAAUGGUGGAGGGCAUGGGCAUCCACAUCUCAUGGCCAAUCCUGCUGCUUACCAAAUGUCCGAGUUAGGCAACUUUAAUGUAGACAACCAAGUAUCCCUAGCCUUAGGCUUGCGACAUCGUGAAGGCGAUGUCACAUUCCGGGGUAACACAAAUACAGAUGCUACUAUGGGAGUCUCCACCUCGGACUAUAAUCCAUACCUUGAGCAAGUAAACCAGCAACACAGGUUUGGUAACCCAUCACACAUCCUAAAUGAUUUUGUAGCCUAAAUAAAGAAAAAAAAAGUCCAAAAAAAAAAAACAAACCUUUCUAUGCAUACUUCUCUACAAUCUCUAUAUGAAUAAACUGGGGUUAGACCAUAUACUAAACCUUAGCAAUAGCAAUACUGCAUUUUAUUCUUCCUCUCCUGCUGUUCUUACAACGCCGACUGCGCAAUUGUGAAAUUCAAGCAGGCCUGCAGAGUGGGAAAAACAGCAAGGAGUUGUGUAAAUUUCAUUUGAAUAUAUUGUUGUAGAUUUCCCAGAUGUAAUAUGUAAUAUAGAUACUGGGUUGGAGAAAAUAGCAUAUAUUUGUACAAGAUAGGGAUUAUUCAUGUAAUUUUUGUGUGACAUUUUGGUCCAAACAAACAGAACAUUAAAAGUAUAAAAAAAAAAUAUAAAAAAAUUAGAGUAUAUAAAUAUA
Chenopodium quinoa (quinoa) is the source of this 3002-nucleotide messenger RNA. RefSeq names its product BEL1-like homeodomain protein 7. Gene Ontology annotation, molecular function: RNA polymerase II cis-regulatory region sequence-specific DNA binding; DNA-binding transcription factor activity, RNA polymerase II-specific. Gene Ontology annotation, biological process: regulation of transcription by RNA polymerase II. The record is from RefSeq and is a predicted model, not a curated record. The transcript is spliced from 5 exons. Lineage: Eukaryota; Viridiplantae; Streptophyta; Magnoliopsida; Caryophyllales; Amaranthaceae. Bases 620 to 2590 code for a protein of 656 amino acids.